Molecule: messenger RNA, 2922 nt
Organism: Conger conger (European conger)
Lineage: Eukaryota; Metazoa; Chordata; Actinopteri; Anguilliformes; Congridae
Gene: ostm1
Product: osteoclastogenesis associated transmembrane protein 1
Exons: 6
Coding region: 56-988 (310 amino acids)
Cellular component (GO): cytosol
Source: RefSeq, a predicted model, not a curated record
AGUGUUGCUCUGUGGCGUGACAAAGGGGCUAGAAAGUAUCUAUCCUUCAAGAGACAUGAUUUUCGGCAGGAUUUUAGCUUAUUUCAUUGCUUCGUUACUUUAUAACACGAUCCAGGCAUCUGACGUACAGAUCAACCCCGCAGUUUCUGAGUCGAGCGAUGGCGAUGUUUCUGUAAAAAAUUCAUAUUUAAACCCUGUGUUGUCUAUGUCGCCUUUGCUCCCAUGGAGUUCUCAUUUCUCUCCCAGCUUGCUGUCCGCGUUCCCAGAGGAUCUUGAAGUCAGCGACUACUGUCGUGAACUCCUUACAAUCUUUGCUCAGCGAUAUGUAUUGUACGUGAAUUGCCUCGUUACUUAUGCCCGCCCUGUCAAGAUUUGCCAGAACUGUUACAUCCAGUUUGGAAACCUGAAGGAAAUAUACCGCAACAUAUCAUCAGACCAGGUGGGCCCUGCCAACGUCAGCUGCAGAGAUAGCCUUCUGCGCUCGGACAGACUAAUGCUGGUGUUUUUGCUGUAUGACAACCUACUCGAGAUAUGGGGCUGGUCGGACUGCAAACACUGCCUUGCCGUCGACCAGCACAGUUUAACCAAUGACACUCUGUACUAUAUGGCGAUCCUGAACGAGUCACUAAGUUGCUUUGAGAAACAUCAGCAGCAGGGGAAUCACUCUGAGCUUUGUAAGGAGUGCAAACCAACCUACAAGCACUUAAACGAUCUCUACAGCCGGAUGGACGUGAACAAGACCCUUUGCAUCGAUAUUGAGGAUGCAAUGAACAUGACCCGCAGACUGUGGAGCAAGAACUUCAACUGUUCUUUCCCCCGGGAAGAGACGGUCCCUGUCAUCGCCGUGUCGAGCUUCAUGCUGUUCCUGCCCAUCAUCUUCUACUUGAGCAGUUUCCUGCACUCGGAACAAAAGAAACGCAAGCUCAUUCACCCCAAGCGGGCUAAAUCGAGCAACAGUGUGGCGAACAUCCAGGACAAGUACAGCUGAGGGAGGGGGUCCCGACGUGGAGGAAGAGGAGUGGAUGACGUGGAGGUGACUCAGUGCCCCGCCCCAAAAACACAGUGUGUCUGCGACGGUCCCCAUCCUGAGAAGACCGCUUUCAUUUCGCCUCAGCAGAGGGGUAUGGUCGGGGGCAUUGGUCGCAGUGCUAUAGUUUCACAAUAACGCCCCCCCCCUCCCCGGGCAAAGAAAUCAAAAGCUUUUAUUCUGAUUGGACUGUGAGGAAAACGUGAUGCUGGCCAUCAGGAGUUGAGUUGCCACGUUGUGUUACUUUUGUCAGGUUGUGUCGUUAAAAAAAAAAAAAAAAAGACUAAAAGAAGCACGUUUGAAAUGAGCAAAGAAGAAAUCACACUUUCUGAAUACUUACAAAAUGUUGAUUAUGAGAUCACUGUCGUUCGUUGGCGUGUCCUUUUUCAGUUUGUUUUGUUUUCUUUGUUUUGUUUUGUUUUGUUUUGGCCGAAGUUAACGCUGCUGUGUGUCUGCUUUUCUGUUUUGCUGCCGGUCCCGUUCCGCGGCUAAUUACCUGCAACCGAGGCCCCGCGUCCACUCCUUUGUUUCGCCCAACGUUUUCCGGCGUUUGAAAGCCGAGGCUGGGUGCUGGAGGGCCGGGGAAAUGGACGGCGGUAAUGUGGCUGGUGAACGAGCUGCAGGGAAGCACUUUGGUGUCCAUUAACAGAGGGACAUGCAGCUCCUCUCUCACCGAGGAGAGCUGGCUGACCAUUUGGACUUUACAGAAAUGCCAUUCCUGGCUUCCCCCCCCCCCCCCCCUCUUUUUUUCUUGCGUUUUUGGAGCGAUAUAUUAACCGCGCGGGAUAAAAGCACUGAAUCGCGUAUACAGACUCCAUUAUGAAAGCCUUCUUGAGCUUCCUUUCCACACGGAGAGAGAAAUGUAACAUUGUGUCCCUGCAGACUUAUGCUUCGGUCGUGGUAUGCGUUUCAUUUAACCAAUUAACCAUUAUUAAUACAUGAACGUGCGUUACUAACAUUUUAGCAGGCAAUGGAAAAAGUUCCUUUUGAAAAUCAUCUUUAUUGAACGAUAUUUUCUUCUCGACACUGAGCAUAGUUUUGUCAGGUGCAUGGCAUAAUUACUGACCCACUGAGUUUAAAAAAAAAAAAAAAGAAGAAAAAAAAAACCCCCCAACACCUGUAAAUGAAAACUAAGACGUCUAUCUCUGCCAUGUACAAACCACCAAUGUCUCUACUCGGUACAUUUUUCUCCACGAUCUCUUCGUGUGUUGAAGCAAUCGGAGCUUUUUGGCAGGGCUUUGUGUUCGUCCAUUUACCCUGCUGAGAGACUCUGGCUGGUGGUGAGGCCGGCCUGCAUCACCGCCUUCAAGGAGGCUCAGGUUCAAGGCUUUACUCGAUGUGGUUCGGAAUGCUCAGUUGUGGAGAAAAGUGCUCCUCAUUGCUCCGCCACAAACAAUCACAUUUUUAUUUUUUGACUUGAGUCCUUGAAAAGCCCUGGAAAAGAAAUUGUACUUGAAAAGAAAAUGUGGUGUGAUUUUUUUUUUUUUUUUUUUUUUUUUUUGGUUUUGAAAUUUUUCACCUGAUAUUUAAUGUUCCAGCACUUUCCGUAUCUUGAAUCGAUUUGCAGUUGAACAUUGUCUAUGAGUGCAAGCUGUUUAAUAAAGGAGCAGGAUGAGUUUUAAUGACGGACAUUGGUUUUUAAUUCUGUGUAUAAAGCAUGGUUUUUUUUCCCCACAAGGAAUGAUAGCAGUGUACUGAUACUGUGUGAAUUUGAUUUUAGGAUGUAUAUGAUACGUGUUCGUGUUCGAUACUGUGUUAACGUUUUUGACAUGGCUUUAAGGAAGAUUUGAAUGAAAUGCUAAGACCUGGUACCACCCUGAUGCGGGAUUGGAUUGAUGUAGGGAAAAUGUGUCAAUGGUGAUCAAGAGGCAAUUAAUAAAUGGGUUAAGUUGCAA